CGCAGAGAACUAUAAAAAAUGAAAUUAACCACCGCAAAGAUUGCCUUUAUAAUCAUCACUUUCUCUUAUUGGUCUACUAGUACAUUAUCAACAGCGAAUGAUGAUUAUUUUGCUAUAGAAAACUAUAUGUACGAGUCGCUUCAAUCUCUAUGUAAUGAUGAGAUUUCUUUAAACUUCUCAAACGCUGUGAUCUCUGAAAUUAAGCGGGAUUUUAUCAGCAGCCCUGUGAUUACCUGCCUCAAUCUUAUGAAUAAUAAUAUUGAGAAAAUUGGGAGAGGUGCCUUCGAAAAAUUAUCAAAUUUAACUCAAUUAUUUCUUUCAAACAAUAGAUUGCACAAUAAUGAACUUUUUAACUUUGGAGGUCAUGAUAAGUUACAAGUACUUAUAAUGAAUUAUGCAACAAGAUGUGACUUCCAUUCUACAUGUUUUGAUAAAAAUAAAAUACAGAUUUUCGGCAAAUAUCCUAACUUAGAAAUUUUAUCUCUAAGUCAAAAUUAUUUCGACGAUUUAACGUUUGACCAAAAAAGUCCAUUUAUGGAAUUCCAUUUGACGACGCUGACGACUUCGCAAAACUGGAUACCAUUCCCCAAGUUAAAAAUCCUGGAUCUUUCAGAAAAUGACAUAUUAGGAACCAAUUUUGUACAGCUGCUAUCAAACAACUUAUACUUUCUUGAUCUUCAUGGCAAUUCGCUUAGAAAAUUGAACUUAAACCAAAAAGGAAACAAAUUGUUCGCACUGAAUUUGGAUAAAAAUAAGUUUGACAAUAUUCGACACUACGGGUACAGUAAGACUUUAUCGAUGAUUGGUCUGAAGAAUCUACACUAUCUUUCUGUUUCUGGAAACAACAUUCAAAUUAUCGAAUCAGAUGCUUUUCAAGGCAAUAACGAAUUGCUUUUUUUGAAUUUAUCCUCAAAUCACAUACAUUAUCUACAUUCAACAACAUUUGCAAAUUUGCAAUAUUUAGAAACACUAGAUCUAAGUAUCAAUCAACUCGAAGAUGUUCCGGAAAUCUCAGAUAAAACAGAAAUUAGCACUUUAUACGUUAAUAACAACAACAUAAAGAAAAUAACAUCGCAUACUUUCGUGCAUAUGCCAAAAUUGAUGAAAUUGUUAAUGAGAGAAAAUCAGAUUGACGAAGUUGAUGUUAAUGCGUUCGCUCAUCUUACUCUUCUAGAAGAAUUAGAUUUGUCGAGGAAUAUGUUAAGUUCUUUGUCAGAAGGGUGGACAGAAUCCCUUGUAUCUUUGAAAUAUUUGGAUUUAAGCUAUAAUAAAUUCACUUCGCUGGAGUCUUUGUCACUGACAAAUACGUUGCCAUUGAUAACAGUAUAUUUAGUGAACAAUUCAUUAGAAUAUCUUAAUGUUAAAUAUUUUGAGAAUUUACCACAAAAUCUUACUAUUGACUUGAUACAUUAAUUUAAAUUUUACAAAAUAUUUGAGAUACGAGUAUCCCGAGUACCCCGAUAGAAGAUAACUGAUUUUGAAAUUUAACACAUUUCACA
Trachymyrmex septentrionalis is the source of this 1499-nucleotide messenger RNA. Its product is annotated as toll-like receptor 3. The transcript is spliced from 2 exons. The record is from RefSeq and is a predicted model, not a curated record. Bases 19 to 1413 code for a protein of 464 amino acids. Gene Ontology annotation, molecular function: protein binding. NCBI's taxonomy places the organism in Eukaryota, Metazoa, Arthropoda, Insecta, Hymenoptera, Formicidae.